Messenger RNA from Rodentolepis nana, 615 nucleotides. NCBI's taxonomy places the organism in Eukaryota, Metazoa, Platyhelminthes, Cestoda, Cyclophyllidea, Hymenolepididae. The record is from the annotation of a GenBank genome assembly.
AUGGAGCCAACUGAACAGACUGGAGAGAAGAUCGAAGGCCCAGAAAUACCAACCAAUGAAGAGCCUAAUGCAAUGAUUGAGGAGGAAAUCGCAUCCCAAAAUGUUAACGACCCGAACAACUUUAAAAUAAGUGAUCACCCUGGAAGUAGCGAUUUCGCCAAUGAGGAGGAAGAGAUAAACAAUUUUGAACAACUGGAGGACAUUGAACAUUCCGAUUCUGCGUUAGACGAGGAAAAAGAAAAUAAGGAAGAACUGGAAGCCGAGGAUGAAAAGGCGCUGAUAGAUGAGGAACCAGAGGCUUCUGACGAUGAACUCGAAGGAUUGGCAGAGGAACAGAAUGAAAGUGGGAAAGAUGGAGGGGAUGAUGAAAUGGGAGAAAAAGAGAAGGAGGAGAGUCCUGAGAAAACAGAUGAACCUGAAGUUGUAAAAGACGAGGAAGCCGUGGGGGAGGUAAAGGAAGAGAAUGACGUUGACGAAAUGGCCGAACAAUCCGAGGAGAUAAAAGAUAAUGAAGAAGCGAAUAAUAACGAAAGUACAUCAAUUGGUGCUUCCAUCCAAGGUUUUUUAUCGAAAGCGUUUGGCAAAUUAAGCCAUGCAAAUGAAAAAGAGGUAUAA